This is a messenger RNA of Gloeophyllum trabeum ATCC 11539, 1064 nucleotides long. Its product is annotated as scavenger mRNA decapping enzyme. Gene Ontology annotation, molecular function: hydrolase activity; RNA 7-methylguanosine cap binding. The record is from RefSeq and is a predicted model, not a curated record. The transcript has 7 exons. Gene Ontology annotation, biological process: deadenylation-dependent decapping of nuclear-transcribed mRNA. NCBI's taxonomy places the organism in Eukaryota, Fungi, Basidiomycota, Agaricomycetes, Gloeophyllales, Gloeophyllaceae. The annotation marks the transcript as partial. Gene Ontology annotation, cellular component: nucleus; P-body.
UAUGGCCACGAACGACGAAGGUAUUUCUAUCGACCUGCAAGCCCUUCGCAACUUUCGGCUGGAGCGCGUGCUCGACGAAGAUCCUGUCACCCGCGCACUCGCUGUCUUGGGGUCGCUCGCCAGUGAUGAUGGUAUUACGGUUGACGCGAUCGUGCGCAUCGAGAAGACCGCGCUGCCUCCCCAGUUUGCGACGACCUCUGGACUGAGCGAGAGCCUAGGGCGCGUGGAGAAGGUAGAGCGGAAUGGAAUUUACUCUUGGUUUAUGGCUUGGCUCAGUGACGCUGCGCGCUCGAACCCGGACUUGAAGAUCAAUAUCAUCGCGCCUUGUACGGAAGUGCACAUCCGCAAGUACUCUCGUCAACAGAUAUUGAUGGUACAUGAAACACCAGCCCUCUACACUUCUAUUGUACAGCCUUACAUCGCUGCAUUCCCCUCCUCACGCACGCAGUGGGUUGAAGACAUAUUGUCCGGAAAGUCGGAAGCCGACAAAGUCCUCCAUCGCGACCCCGAUCCUGAGUACGGCUAUGUCAUGCUCCCCGACAUGAAAUGGGACCUGCGUACGCUCGGCUCGCUCUACCUCGUCGCGAUCGUCCUGUCAGCGGACAUCAAGAGCCUGCGGGAUCUCCGCAAGAAACAUCUGGGCAUGCUGAGGAGCAUCAGGCGCGAGGCGGCGCGCGUCGUGCAGGAGCACUGGGGGCUCGGGCGAGGGUCCUUGCGGCUCUACGUGCAUUACCAGCCGUCGUAUUACCACUUCCACGUACACAUUGUCAACGCGAACUACGCAGGACUCAUGGGCAGCACCGUUGGGCAGGCACAUCUGCUCGAUGAUAUCAUCUCCAUGCUUGAAACUGACGUCGAACAGGGUCCCUCAAUAUUCCAGCGGCUUACCCUCACGUAUGGGCUAGGCGACCAGCACGGAUUGUAUGAGCCAAUGAUCGCUGCCCAAGCGGUCGCGGAAUUGUAAGGAACAAUAUAUACACUGCUGUACAUGCUUCUGUAUAAGGGCUAGAUCCAAGAGAGUACACGUCGGAUUGCCGGCGAUAUAAAUAUAUAAUGAACAACCA